GGGGAGAGUUUGAGAGAGGGUGGGGAGGAAGGAGGAGAGAGGGAAGGAGAAGCUUACACACGCCUUCCAGUCACUACCACUCAGAGCCUAGUUCCCUUCGAUCGCAGCUGCGGCUGCUACUGCUGCCGCUGCUGCCGCUGCUACCGCCGCCGCUGCCACUGCCACCGCCACCACUGCCUCUGCCGCUACCGCUGCCACCUGAGGAGAGCUGCAAGACCCGCUGUUUCUCAUCACCUUUCUCCAGUGAUUUUGUUCAUAGCACCUGGGCUUUUUUUUUUCAAUUGCGAUUAUUAUUGCAAGAGAAAGAAAUUAAAGAAAAUAAGGACCACCUGCAAAUUACAAAAUUACUCAGUUGUCUCGGGUGGGGGGAAAGCUCUCGUGGUUCACCAGCAGGGAGGGAAACUGCUUUGGGGGUUUGUGGGGGAGGGGGGAAUUGGUGGCACUGGCCGUUGGAAAGUUGCGUUCGAGGAAGAGGACAAGGUGCAGCCCCAGAUCCUGGGGGGGGCGGUGUGUUUGUGCGAAGCUGCUGCCCCCCAUUCCCCCUUUCCCAUUCCUAACCUCCAAGUGGUACUAUUACCGAGGGGACUAGAGGACGACGCCCCCCUCCUGUGAAGUGGACUGUGUUCUUCCACACAGAAGAGGAGGAGGAGGAGGAGGAAGAGGAGGAGGAGGAGGAAUAUGGCACCGACAGCAGCCCACUCCUGUCGACUGGUCGUAAGCCUCCUGAUCUCUGCCGCCGUUCUUAGGCCAGGCCUUGGAUUGUAUACUGUAAAUUCAGUAUAUGGAGAUACCAUUGUUAUGCCUUGCCGUCUUGAAGUACCUCAGACCCUUAUGUUUGGAAAAUGGAAAUACGAAAAGCCUGACGGCAGCCCAGUAUUUAUUGCCUUCCGAUCCUCUACGAGAAAAAAUGUGCAAUAUGAUGAAGUACCGGAAUACAAAGACAGAUUAAGCCUCUCGGAAAACUACACCUUAUCCAUCAGUCAUGCGAGGAUCAGUGAUGAAAAGAGAUUUGUGUGCAUGCUAGUUACAGAGGACAAUGUGUUCGAGGCCCCGACAGUGGUCAAGGUGUUCAAGCUACCAUCAAAACCUGAAAUUGUAAAUAAAGCACCAUUCUUGGAAACGGAACAGCUGAAAAAGUUGGGUGAUUGUGUUUCAAAAGACAGUUAUCCAGAUGUCAACAUUACAUGGUACAGGAAUGGAAAAACUUUGGACCCUUCGGAAGGUGUGGUCACAACUUUACAAAGACAAGUGGAUCCAACAACUCAACUCUCCACUGUAACUUCAUCUCUAGUGUACAAGACAACAAAAAAUGAUAUAAAGAUACCAUUCACAUGUUCUGUGACAUAUUAUGGUCCAUCUGGCCAAAAAACCAUUCAUUCUGAUCAAGCAAUCUUCGAUAUUUACUAUCCCACAGAGAAGGUGACAAUUCAAGUAUUACCACCCAAAAAUGCCAUUAAGGAAGGAGACAACAUCACUCUAAAAUGUUUAGGAAAUGGUAACCCCCCUCCAGAGGAGUUUUUGUUUUACCUCCCAGGACAGCCAGAAGGUAUAAGAAGCUCGAAUACUUAUGUAUUGACAGAUGUGAGACGAAAUGCGUCAGGAGACUACAAAUGUUCUCUAACAGAUGAAAAAAGCAUGAUUGCUUCCACGACCAUCACAGUGCACUAUUUGGAUUUGUCCCUUAACCCAAGUGGAGAAGUUACUAAGCAAAUUGGAGAUGCUCUUCCUGUGACAUGUACGAUAUCUUCAAGUAGGAAUGCAACUGUUGUUUGGUUGAAAGAUAACACUAAGCUGCGGUCUAGGCCAUCAUUUUCCAGUCUACAGUAUCAGGAUGCUGGGAACUAUGUCUGUGAAACUAAUCUCCAAGAGGUGGAAGGGUUAAAGAAAAGAGAAUCUCUGACUCUAAUUGUGGAAGGAAAACCUCAAAUUAAAAUGACAAAGAAAACUGAUCCAAAUGGAUUGUCUAAAACAAUUACCUGCCACGUGGAAGGUUUUCCCAAGCCGGCUGUUCAGUGGACAAUCACAGGCAGUGGAAGCGUCAUAAACCAAACGGAGGAAUCUCCUUAUAUCAAUGGCAGGUAUUAUAGUAAAAUUAUCAUUUCCCCUGAAGAGAAUGUUACAUUAACUUGCACAGCAGAAAACCAGCUGGAGAGAACAGUAAACUCCUUGAAUGUCUCUGCUAAUGAAAAUAAAGAAAAAGUGAACGACCAGGCAAAGUUAAUAGUGGGGAUUGUUGUUGGCCUCCUCCUCGCAGCUCUUGUUGCUGGUGUGGUCUACUGGCUGUACAUGAAGAAAUCAAAGACAGCAUCAAAACAUGUAAACAAAGACCUGGGAAACAUGGAGGAAAACAAAAAGUUAGAAGAAAACAAUCACAAAACAGAAGCUUAAGAGAAAAAAAUUUUCCGAUUGCUGUUCCAGAGAAAAAAAACCAUAUAGACCAAUUGAAGCAUGAACGUGGAUUGUAUUUAAGACAUAUACAAAGACAUUGACAGCUAUUCAUGGUUCAAGUGUUAAGCAGUUCAUUCUACCAAGCUGUCACAAGAUUUUAGAAAAUUAUCUCAAGUAAAACAACAAAUAGAAAAAUUUAAGAAAAAACAAACAAAUUUUGGCAGCCAUGAUAAUAGGUCACUAUGUUGUGUUCUGUUUGAAUUUUUUUCUGUAAAUUUCUGCACUGAGGAUUUCUUUUUUUGUUUGCCUUUUAUGUAAAUUUUUUACGUAGCUAUUUUUAUACACUGUAAGGCUUUGUUCUGGGAGUUGCUGUUAAUCUGAUGUAUAGUGUAAUGUUUUUAUUUCAAUUGUUUUUUAUGGAUACUCUUUGAGCAGGUACAUUUCUGAUUCUGAUUGCUAUCAAUAACGCCUCAAAUUUUAUCACAAGUUCCUGAAACCCUAAGGUAGAAACUUGUGGCCAUGUGGUAGGGGCACCACAUGUUACUCUAUUCAAAGAUGUAAUUAUCUCUCUCAAUAUACACACACACACGCACAUACACAUCAGGUUGAAAAACACUAUUUCAAUGUACAUACAGCAAACUAACACCAGUCGAAACACAAGCAUACUAACAUAUAAGCAACAGGUUUCCUAAAAUGAAAUAGAUGCCUGUUGUCAAGAAACAACACCGAAUUGGGGGUAGUACUUACAUAUAGAGAUAGUUGCUGGGAAUAUUUCUUAAAAGAAAAAAAAGUAAAUCAAUCAAUAACAGUUUGGAAAAUCAUGGCUUAUAUCCCCAUUUCCAUUACUUAUAAUGUGACUGAAACUUCAAAUUGAUUUUGUAUCCUCUGGGUUUUCCACUGCCUUAAAAACACGCUUUUAUUUUCCUCUUUGAAGAAGAUAUCAGUCAGAAUUGGAGAUUUUUAACAGUGGUCAUUAUCAGAGCUGCGUUAUUUUCCACAGGAAUAGAAUAUAUAUUUUUUGUGUGUGUUUGUUUUUGUUAACUACGCUACAGAUAUUGAAUGCACCUUGAGAUAAUUUAGUGUUUUUAACUGGUACAUAAUUUAUCAAACAGUACAUGAAAGUGUAAUAAUGAAAUGUCUAUGUAUCUUUAGUUACAUUCAAAUUUGUAACUUUAUAAACAUGUUUUACGCUUGGACAUUUUUAGGAUGGUAGUAUAAAUGGAAACAUUUCGAGGUAGACUGGAUAUGGGCCAAUAGUGUAUUUGUGAUUAGCCUUUUCAACCUUUCCUCCUUCAUGCAGAAGCCUGGUUUCUGAAUAAACAUGAUACAGCCAUUUUUGGCCCUAGUGUAACAUAAUUUUGUGGACAAAUGACAUCAAAUUUCCAGUUAAAAAAACAAUUAUCCAGAGGGGAAGGGGAGACAAAAAAUGGAAACUGGUGACUCUUUUUUGAACAGACCAGUAAAAGUUUUUUUUAAUAGAAAUUAACAGACAAAUUAGAGAUUAAAUUCAAAUGGAAGUCAGGAAUGAUAUUUUGCCACUUCUGCAUUCUUUAGAAACACACUGUUAUUGUAAAUUUGUAAAAUGUCUGGGCAGUAGUGACUGAUGUCUUAAUAAAAGCUUCCUGUAGUACAUUGGUAUGGAUUAAAUACAUAUGAUGUCCUAUUAAACUCUAUAAUGUAUAAAAUAUUAGAGCGAAAAGAAAAUAUGCUAUAUUGCCUCUAAACUUUGAUUUAUUAAAGUUUUAUUUGGCAGGAAAAAAUUGAAUUUUGGUCAACAUUUAAACCAAAGUGAAAGGAAAAAAAAAAACCAAAGUAAUUUGUUUUGCAUGGCUAAGCCAUUCUGUUAUCUCUGUAAAUACUGUGAUUUCUUUUCCUUUUUUUUUUCUUUUUAGAGUUUUAAGGAAAUUCUAAAAUUUUUAAACACCUGUUUUCCGAAAUAAAACAUGAACACUAAAAAAAAGAAAUUACUUAUAUAUAAUUUUUUUUCUUUUGGUUGUGGGAGAUAAAGGCUGCAAAGUACAGCUGCUAAGAUACUUUUGCAGAAAGCAGCAAUGUGACACUAAGAAGAAAGGGUUAAAAACCACAAUACUUUGGCUUCACCUUGUGAUAGUUAACUAAUUCCAGAAAUAGCUGUCAAACCCUAGCGAGUGGGCCAUCUGAAGUGGCACGCUCCAGAACGAGAGCAGAAAGCAUGCAGGGACGGAGCGGACAACACUGUCCACUACAUCAAAGGUUGGAAGAAGAAAAAAGUUUGUGAAUCGAUAUCUACAUUGACAAUAUUGAGAAUGAAGAUGAACCAGUUCUCACCAUUUGAGGUUUCUUCUGCUCCAGCUUCUCUCCAGUUUAAUUCUUUGGCAACAGGAGGCAGGUUUUCCCAGCUCAAAGUUCACUCCCUGUCGGUGAUUACAGGAACUGUGUGUGGAAAUGGAUUAACAUGCCCAUCUAUGCCUAAAAGAUAAUAAAACUGAAGUAUGUCUUCAAA
Messenger RNA from Trichosurus vulpecula (common brushtail), 4870 nucleotides. It is a transcript of the gene ALCAM, whose product is annotated as activated leukocyte cell adhesion molecule. Gene Ontology annotation, biological process: cell adhesion. NCBI's taxonomy places the organism in Eukaryota, Metazoa, Chordata, Mammalia, Diprotodontia, Phalangeridae. The coding region runs from base 679 to 2388 and encodes 569 amino acids. The record is from RefSeq and is a predicted model, not a curated record. Gene Ontology annotation, cellular component: plasma membrane. The transcript is spliced from 15 exons.